Molecule: messenger RNA, 5093 nt
Organism: Periophthalmus magnuspinnatus
Lineage: Eukaryota; Metazoa; Chordata; Actinopteri; Gobiiformes; Gobiidae
Product: serine-aspartate repeat-containing protein I
Exons: 10
Coding region: 221-1525 (434 amino acids)
Source: RefSeq, a predicted model, not a curated record
AGACUGAGCUCCAGACCAUCCGCGGCACAGCGCACGCAGCUACGCCCGCCUACCAGCGCCUCUCACCGGCUCCAACUGCUCAACACACACCGGGUCCUCCUACCACCUUGCACCUGGACCAGCGCCGCGCAACACCGGUACCUCUGCGACCACCAACCCGCCUCCCGGACACCUCCAAGCGGCUUGCCCCCACCGUCCACAGCCGGUACACCGUGUUCCCAUGAUGUCAUACCUGUGGCUGUUGCUGAUAGCCUCCCUGCUGGCGGGAAGCACCAAGGCUCAAGAUGAAGGGGAGGAAGUAGUGGAAGACGCCGCCGAUGCUGAUGCCGACGCUGACGCCGACGCUACAGAGGAGGAGGUGGUAGAAGCUGAGGAGGACACCACAGCGGACACCGGAGACACUGGAGAUGCAGCAGCUGAUGCUGAAGCUACAGAAGAAGAGGGUGAAGAGGAAGAGGCUGGAGAUGCUGAAGCUGGAGAUGCUGGAGAUGCUGAAGCUGGAGAUGCUGAGGCCGGAGAUGCUGAAGCUGGAGAAGAAGAGGCUGGAGAUGCUGAAGCUGGAGAAGAAGAGGCUGGAGAUUCUGAAGCUGGAGAAGAAGAGGCUGGAGAUUCCGAAGCUGGAGAAGAAGAGGCUGGAGAUUCCGAAACUGGAGAUGCCGAGGCUGGAGAUGCCGAGGCUGGAGAUGCCGAGGCUGGAGAUGCCGAGGCUGGAGAUGCCGAGGCUGGAGAUGCCGAGGCUGGAGAUGCCGAGGCUGGAGAUGCCGAAGCUGAAGAGGAAGAAGCUACAGAGGCUGCAGACACAGAGGCAGGAGCUGAGGAGACCACCGAUGCUGCAGCUACAGAGGAGGACACAGUGGCCACAGAAGAGGAGGUGACAGAAGAGACUGCGGUGGAGAUUACUGAAGCUCCAGCUGAGGAAGAGGAGGAGACUGUAGGCGAUGUUGGUGCUCCUGCUGAGACAGAGGAGCCCACUGAGCCUGAAGUACCCACCGAAGCUGAACCUGAAGAUCCAACAGUUGUUGGAAACGAUGCUGCUGCAGCUGAAGAUACUGAAGCCCCCGUGGUUGGAGACGAUGGUGCUGCGGCAGAGACUGAAAUCACUGAAGCCCCUGCACCUGUUCCAGAAGAAAGUGAUGAUGGAAACACAGAAGUGGCAACAGCUGAUGACACCCCUGUAGCAGCAAAUGAACCAGAAGCACCAGUCGUCCCAGUGGAAGAGACCAUUAUCCCAAAGAAGUCAGGACGGCAAAUGGAAGCCAGUUCUGAAGAUGUGAAGCCGGAGCCCGCCGCCGUCGCCGAAGAUCCCACGCUACCGAAAAAAGAAUCCAGCUCCAGCGCUCUGGCAGCCGUUCUCACCACGAUUGGGGUGGCAGCAGUGGGAGCAGUCACUGGAUACUUCACCUACCAGAAGAAGAAACUCUGCUUCAAAAACAGAGAAGCAGAUCCAGAGGAGGGCCGUAAAGCAGACGUUGCAGAGGCCAAGUCCGAUCCCCAAGUCCUUAGCAACCUGCUGAACUCGUCCUAAGGGUCAUGUGACUGCCUGGACCAAUCACAGUGGAGCACCAUCUCACUGUCGGGCCCUGAGCUCUGUUACUGUGAGGCCCCCCGGGGUCGUGUGUGUGAGCGAGUGAAUGUAUAGGAAUAUGAAAUAUGUGAACUCUAAGGGUUUAGGAUUGUUACCAAUCUUUAAAAUCUUUGUUUUUAAACCAAAUCCAAACUGAGAUGAGAUCUCACGACCAUGAAAUGGCCUCAGUAUCCAGACUACCUUUGUUUCAGAAUGGCCUUUACUGUGUUUCCAGUGUGAAUAUAAUCCGAUAGAUCAUGUACACUUCUAACCUGAAAUCUCUGUUGUAGAAAAGUGUCUAGUUUGUUUGGGGUAGGAACAGAAUAGGGCUUCAAUAACUACCACUGUUUGUCCCAUAUACGUUAAGAGGUGGGCCAUAUGCACAAAAAUGUAUAUCUCAAAUGUUUAUUUUUAUCUCAUUUCCAUGACAAUAUUCAGACAAUAUUACAACAGAUGACAAUCCAUCAAAUGUAAUAAACCAAGCCUGUGAGUCUUGGUUUAGGUUAGGUAUUGCACAGAAGUGUCUUUUAAAACCUAAAGUGUAGAAAUAUCGUCUUUUAAAUAUUAUAUUGCAGGCUUGUUUUUAUUUUUAUUUUUAAUCUCGUAUUUUUUGCCCUUUUUAGUAUUUCUUUUAAAGACGAUGUUCUACUUUAGCAUAUCAACAAUUGAGAUAUGAUCCAUUUUUCGACGUAUGGCCCAACUCUAGAUGAUAUUGUUGUUCUUGUACAAAGCUGGGCUCGCUGAUGUCAUAUCAUGUGUGUUUUGACUGGUGAAGGGGCUUAUCUCGGAUUCUUUUGGGCGACGACCACUUGUUCUCAGUCAGUUUGUCGUGUUCCAUGCCUGCGUAGAGACCGACCCAAAAUGGCGGUUCAGGUGUAGCGCGCGUGCGCGUAACUGUGUCCAGACUAGCCCGUGUCCAUGGAUGAGUGUCCUCUAGGGGGACAUAGAAUUGGACACAGCUGAGGAGACAGUGCAGUGGUUAGUUAGACCAGUGUAGUAAUCGUAGUGCCUUUCAGUGGUACAGCGCGGCUUGGGUUCUGAACAGGUCUGCUUUGAAUAACCAGGAGAGUUGUGAAUGUAUUUAACUCAUCGUAUCAAUGUCGUAAUCAACAGUGAAAUAUAUACUGUGCUCUGGUCCAAAUCUGAAAUGGAUUGUUAGAGGUGUUUCCACUAAGCAGUACAGUACAGGUAAACAAAAUUGGUCAGGGUUUCACGUGAAUUUAUUUAUUUUAUUAGCUUCUUAGCAACUCUAAUGGGUUGGUCAGUAAAUAUUGAACUGGUUGGGAACGAGAACUCCACUUGUUAUUAGUGCCUUAAAACAUUAUUGUAGUGUGCCAUUUUCAGAAGAUCUGGUUUUCCAAAAAACCUUUACGAUAAUCAAAAUAACAUUUUACAAUUGCCAACAGUGGUAUAUUUGGUUUAUGUUAGAAAGUAUAUUAUACCUAAUAUUGCUGUAUAUUCAAGCUAUAUGUAUGAGGUACUUUUUCAACACUAUUGUAAGGCAAGCAUUGUGUUACAGUCUAUAGUACUGUAAGGUUAGCCGGGCUAGUCCUCCUGUCCCUGUAGCACUCCAGUGGAAACAUGCUAGCUGUAAACGCUGCUGUACCUAUCGCGUGUGGACCAAUCUUUGCCUUGUCAUUUCAAAAAGGUGGAGUAGGCCUGUUCAGUGACCAAGCCCCUCUCGUAUCCUUCCACAUAGAGCACCACCUGCCUGUACUUUUUAUAGGACUCUAGGAGCUUGCUUUUUGGUAGCACAACUAAACUGAAUGUGUCUUUGGUUGCCUUUUCGCUCCCAUUAGCUUUGUGUUACUUGUAGUGUGUUGAUUGUUUUGUUUUUUAUGCGCCAUAUUAUUAGCUGCAAUACUGGACAGAGACUGUUGUUAACAGCCUAGCCACGCGUUUAAGAAGAGAAAUUCUGUGUUGUCGAAUAUUCUACUGUACCGACUGUAGGGUGCGCCACACUGGCUCAGAACUCUCCUUAUCUGUGAUUGAGGGACAUGUAAUGCACAACAUACUGUAAACCCAGCGUUUAGACUGAGCCAGAGAUGCCUUGGAAACUGUAAAACUUGUAACAAACUUGGACCAAUGGACAGCUGGUGUAGUCGUCAAGUUCUAAAAUUAGCCUUGGUUAAGUGACUUGCCAAUUCCCAAUUUAAGUCAUUGACCAAAUUUGCAGUCAGUCAUGCUAGUUGUGUCAUAGUUAAUGUGUUUGUCUAUUAGCGUUGAUGUUUGUCUGUAUUGAUCUGUUUGUUCUGGUUUAUUAGAGGAUAAAUGUGUUUUUACAAGAAGCAUUUGGGCAUGUGCAGAUUGAAUUUUGACACAAAUCCAGUUGAGACUCAAAUUGGGGAAUCAGUCCAAUCAGUGACUCAAAACAACACGAGCAAGAAGUCGCUUUCAUGUGGUGUCAUAAAAAGGGCCUAUCAAUUUACCUAUUGAGGUGGAGGGCAGGACAAGAGUUUAGAGUCUUGUUACAUUAUCACACUGCACCAAAUGAACAAGGUGCCUAUGUCAUUACAAAAAACUGGCACAAAGUUAGAAUUUUUUUUAAAUUUAAUUUUAUUUUUUUAUCAUGAUGGGGCAUGAUUGUAGAUUUUAGAAAGCACAUUAAGAUUCAUAGUGCAUAUUUAUGAAUUGAAAUCAUAAGAAUGUUGAGUUUUUUUGUAUGUAAAGUAAUUUUCAGAAGUGACCACAGCUUAUUUCAUUUUUGUUUUUAAGUUUUGGGUAAUUUGCAGAUUUUGGUUUGUUUUGGUAAAUACAUCACAAUCAUGGCCCUUGUCAGUUAUAUAAAUUAUGUUAAUUUGUGGAUUUUUCUUUGGAUAACAAAAAUACUGCAUUCUUGAUACAGGAAUACUAUGAGCACAUUCUACUGUCUGAAAACAACCAGCCCAGACCCUGCCCUCCAUGAAUGUGAAUUCAUGAUUCUUCAAAUACUGGUACACUAAAGUUGAUUGUAUAAUUGUAAGCCAAAGUGCACUUGAGGCAUCCAUUCCACACUGACCAGUCCUGCCUUAAAGCGAACAAAUGACCAAGAGCAGAGCGUGGAAGAAACACUGCACCAAUGUAUUUACAUGGCAUGAAUUCACAAUAUUUUCAUGUUUUGAGUAAAUUGGACUACUUGCUUAUUUAAUUACUUUUUGAAUUAACUUGAAUAUUAAUUACAAUUUUGUCACUUACCCCCCAAAAUACUUAAAUGUGUUGUGGUUUUUUUCUUAGUAGAACUUAAACAAUUUUUAGGACAAUUUAUGUUAAAAAGUAACUAAACCAGUCAGUAAGUGAAUAAAUCACACUCAGUGUUCUGAAUUCAAGUCGAUGUAACACAUGUAGAUGUAUUUGUGCAGUGGUGGAGGUGGUUUUGUGGGAGAAGCACUUUGUCCUAGAGUCAGCUGGACUCCUUCAGACUGUGUAAAACUUUUAUUUAAGUAUUCUGUCUUAUGUUUUCAUGUAGUCUUCUUCAUCAUGUCGUCUGGCACUUGUUCUAAUGAAACUGUAAAUAAUGUUUGAGUCAAUAAAACCUUUUUUUUCCUGGGAA